UUUUUCAAUGCAAGAUUUUUUCUUGCAUAAAUUAUGUUCAUGACGUAGUGCAAAAGGCCAAUUUUGUGGCAAUUUUGUCCGACUUUGUAGCUCAAAUAGGAUUUUGUGAGACACGCCAGGGAUUUUUGAUUGUCUGAACUGUUGCAGAAAGGGCAUCGUCAUUAAAUAUUAAGAGAGAAGGAGAUCCUAACAUUGCAACCCUCCUUAUCAAUGCAAAUACCUCUUUUGUGUGCAGUCACAGCGCCUGUCUGGGAGCUGAGAUGAAUUUUUAAUUAUGUGUGACUGAAACAAACUGUGACAAGGACCUUUAUAAGAGCGAGGGAUUACAGAAAAUAAGCUGCAUUUACGCGAAUGCCAGGAAGACAGUGACGGUGGUGGUGCAGCGAGCCAUGAACUCCCAGGAUCUCCCUGCCAAAGAUGCCCCACUUACUGUCAAUGAGCAGGUCAUUGUGAUGUCUGGCCAUGAGACUAUUCGUGUGCUAGAGGUAGAGGUCGAUGCGUCUCUGCCGUCAUCAGUAACUGAUGGGAAGAAUGAAGGCAAAGCUGAGGAGGGAGUGGCUCGGCCUGCAGAGCAACCUGAGCUCGGCAGCGUGCAGGAAGGCCUCGUUGUGCCCCGGAGCACCGGGGGAGCAGUGCUGGGUGAGCAGCAGGUGGUGUCUGUAGAGGCUGCAGCCCCUGCUGUUCAAACGUUGACUCCUGCUGUUCCCGUCAGUGUGUCCCUGCCACAGCCCCAAGCCACCAUGCCCAUCACUGUACAAGGCUGUCCACAGGUGCUGACCCAGGAAAGUUUGGCCACUCUAAUGACUGGUAUGAUGGCACAGACAGGAUCUCUGGGGCAGCCCUUGCUCAUCCCCCUCAGUAUGGCGGGCUCCAUUGGUGGCCAGGGUGGUCUGGCUGUUCUCACCUUGCCUACCACCAAUGUAACUACUCUACCUGGGUUUGCAGCAGCUACCACAGCCGGAAACCUCCUCAAACUGCCCUUCACUGGCCUCCAAGCUGCGACUGUCCUGAACUCGGUCCAGCCCCAAUUGCACACAAAUGCACAGGCGAUGUUCCAGCCUCAAGCUUCCAUACAGCCAGUGCAGGUGACGUCUCAGCCAACACAGGUGACCAAUGCACAGGUCACCGCUGCUCAGAUGGCGGCCCAGGCGACCUCGGCCACAACUACUGUCUCUCAGUCCAACAUAUCUUUAGCAGCACUCCAGACUGCAGGACUCUCUAUCAAUCCUGCUAUUAUCAAUGCUGCUUCCUUGGGUCAGCCCCAGUUUCUCAGUUCCCUCACCUCCACUCCCAUCAUCACCAGUGCCAUGUCCAACAUGGCUGGCAUCACCAGCCAGAUCAUCACAAAUGCCCAAGGACAGGUAAUAGGAACCCUCCCGCUGUUUGUGAACCCAGCCUCUCUGGGUCAGGGUCUCCAGGUCCAGACUGUCACCCCACAGCUGCUUCUCAACACCCAGGGCCAGAUCAUUGCCACAGUAGGGAAUGGACCUGCAGCGGUUGCAACCUCUGCUGCAGUUCUGCCCAAAGCUGCUGCUCCUCCAACACUUUCAAAACCUAGCACUCAGCCUUUGGUAACAACUGCCACUCAGUCACCAGUUGUCAUCGCCCCACAGCCGUCUGUACUGAAGACCACCACCACGCUCUCCUCCACAGUACCCAUCACCUGUGGAGACAUAGCAAAAGUGGGCCAGCUUGUCAGCAAACCCCAGCAGGUAGUCAGCAGCGAGGAAGGCAUUAAUCUGGAGGAAAUUCGAGAGUUCGCCAAGAAUUUCAAGAUCCGCCGGCUCUCCUUGGGACUUACUCAGACACAAGUAGGGCAGGCCCUUACAGCAACUGAGGGUCCGGCCUACAGCCAGUCUGCCAUUUGCAGGUUUGAAAAGCUGGAUAUCACCCCGAAGAGUGCUCAGAAGCUGAAGCCGGUGUUGGAGAAGUGGCUGGCUGAAGCGGAGCACUGGAACCAAAAAGGCCAGCAGAAUCUGAUGGAGUUUGUUGGUGGUGAACCAUCCAAAAAACGCAAGCGACGUACUAGUUUCACACCGCAGGCAAUAGAAGUUCUUAACUCCUACUUUGAGAAGAAUGCGUUGCCAACAGGCCAAGAGAUUACAGAAAUUGCCAGAGAGCUAAACUAUGACCGAGAGGUUGUGCGAGUAUGGUUCUGCAACCGGCGACAGACAUUGAAAAACACAAGCAAAAUCAAUGUCUUCCAGGUUCAGUAGCGACCUUGUUGUGGGAGGGUUCGCCACUGAUCUUUUGUCGUUUUGGGAAGUUGAACAUUUAAUACAGCAGCACAGAUUCAAAUUAUGUUACAAUACAAUACUACAAGCUAAACUCCAAUAAUAUGGUUGAAAGAAUAUGAACUUUUUGAGAAAAUGAAGGAAAAGUGUUAGUAAAAAUGAACUAUUGUAUUUUAAGGCUGUAUAUGUGUACACUCAUGUGUGGUGGGUACUAAGUCAAACUGCAUGGUCCUCUUAUCAUACUCAGAUGAUAAUAAUACAGUGACGAUAACAACUAAAAAUAUUUGAUGAACUUUUAUACAAGUGGUUUUAUAGGAUAUCCCUCUGAAUUAUAUUAAGUGACAGUGCAUUGAGUCACAUUGAUUUUAGUCACAAAAUUGUCACUUUGGCACAAUGGCUGACAUAACGCUGAUGUUUGAAUAACAUGCUUUUGCCACCUUGGAUGUUUUUAAGAUUCUAGCUGCUCAUUUAUUUUGUAUUCAUGUAGUAUUUGUACCGCGUGAGCAGCUUUGCAAACAUAAGUAAGAUACUGACAGAUAUAAGAUUCUGAAGACUGAAAGAAGUAAAUAGCCUAGUAGCCUAUUUUCAUCAGAAGAUCACUUGUUGUCAAAGGAACGCCAAAAAAUACGUUGCUAUCUAUGGACUCCUGACUGAAACUGUUUUUGGGACAAUCAUCAUUUUGACAUAUCUUAUUGGUAAUCACAAAGAUGAUCUUAAAAUCUUGAGUAAUUUCCUCUUGUUUGGCUUUGAUACUUUAUUUCAGCGGUGUGAAAUGUGUCACACUGUUUGGUGUCCAUAGAGAGGGUAAUUUCUGAGUUCCACGGACGACAGGUUCUUAUCAAAAUAAAGUUGCAACUUCGGCUAUUGUCUGCGAUGCCACAACUGUAAACUUAAUUUAGUUUUUUUUUUUUAUAACGUUUUUUCAUUUGUGAGUUACUGGUCAUGCAAAUACACAUAUUGUAUGUGUGGGUGACACGUAUGUGUGAAAACACCACAGUCCUGUUUUUACACUUUCUGUUUAAUGUGCUUAUAAUACUCUGAGAGUAUUUUGUAUUUCCUCUUUAUUCACUGUUGUGACUAUUCCCUUAAUGACUUGACAAUGUUUCUGCUGCAUUUUUCAUCAACUUAGAUAAAGUUUGCAAAAUAGGAUCUUAAUUGGCCUAUUAUGAAGUCAACAUAAAAUAGUCUCAUGUUGCCUAGGAACAUUAGCAGGAGAUUUUUUGAUACUUUUACUAAGCCUAAUAUCAAUCAAAUUGAUUUACUUAUUUAAAAAAUCUAUUAACUGUUCAGCCAAGAAAGGGGAUUUUGUGAUUUAAUGUGUUGUGACUUUCAAUCUGAAUGACUAAGAAGAGUGUUUGCAUGUUCAGUAUUUUUAUGUAGGAACAAAACUAUGGCGGUCUUCUUUAUUUUUGCCAAUUUAAGAUUUACUUUCAUUCUUCAAGAGGUCUUUGCACUUUAGUGACAGCAGGGAAAGUAAAGCGGUUACGAACGGUUUAUGUACAGUGCAAGGUUUCAGUGAUGUAUGUGAGAGAAUUUAAUUUCUGCAUUUAAUGUUCUUGAACAGCAAAAGGCUUUGCUUUACGAAAUGUAGCAGUACUGGCAAAAUUGCAGUCAUCAACUUGACAAGCAACAUCACUAAGAUUAAUGUACUUUUUACGCAGAUAAAAUGUAAAAUACUGCAGAUUAAAUAUAAACUCUAGUAUGCAUUUAUCACAUUCUUUGAGUUUGUGAAUUAUAUAAUGCAUUUUAUGGUCCACCUCAUAUUUGCCUUUUGAAUAACAGUAGGCUUAUAUUGCAGUGGACUUACCUAACCAUAAAAAUAAUGAAUAUUGCAAAGUUUUUGCUUUAACUAUGUUUACCUUCAUGUUCAAUAUUGGAAGACAGUAUAUAAUAUUGUUUAAUGUACUAAGUUAUCAGUAGAGAAAAGGAAGAGCUACAUUAUAAGAUAUCAGCUGUUACUCAUUUGACUCUGCAAAGCAGAUAAAAAGUUCAGGUUACUGUGAGAUAAGGAAAAAACAAAGGUUGGAGACUUUUUGUCAUUUUUUGUCAGAUAAAUCAAAUAAAUCAUGUCUUUAUUAAUCACU
Molecule: messenger RNA, 4318 nt
Organism: Morone saxatilis (striped sea-bass)
Lineage: Eukaryota; Metazoa; Chordata; Actinopteri; Moronidae
Gene: pou6f1
Product: POU class 6 homeobox 1
Exons: 11
Coding region: 390-2216 (608 amino acids)
Biological process (GO): regulation of transcription by RNA polymerase II
Molecular function (GO): DNA-binding transcription factor activity, RNA polymerase II-specific; RNA polymerase II cis-regulatory region sequence-specific DNA binding
Source: RefSeq, a predicted model, not a curated record